UGCCCUGCGCUUCUUGCCCCCUUCCUUUUCAGCCUCCCGCGCGGGGGAGGCUCCACAGACCAGCGGACUGGGAACCGAUAUGGCAGCGACUCUGGGCAGCGGGGAGCGCUGGACAGAAGCUUACAUUGAUGCAGUUAGAAGAAACAAAUACCCAGAAGACAGACCUCCUGAAAGUCAUGAUCCCUGUGGUUGCUGUGACUGCAUGAAGGCACAAAAGGAAAAGAAGUCUGAGAAUGAGUGGAAUCAGACCCGGCAGGGUGAGGGGAGCACCACUUAUACUGAAGAGCAGCUGCUUGGAGUACAAAGGAUCAAGAAAUGCAGAAAUUACUAUGAAAUUCUGGGAGUUUCGCAAAAUGCCAGUGAUGAAGAGCUUAAGAAAGCUUACCGAAAACUUGCCCUGAAAUUUCACCCUGACAAGAACUGUGCUCCUGGAGCAACAGAUGCUUUCAAAGCAAUAGGAAAUGCCUUUGCAGUCCUGAGCAAUCCUGACAAGAGACUCCGCUACGAUGAAUAUGGAGAUGAACAGGUGAUUUUCACUGCCCCUCGAGCCAGACCUUAUAAUUAUUACAGAGACAUGGAAGCUGACAUCACUCCAGAAGAGCUAUUCAACGUCUUCUUUGGAGGACAUUUUCCUACAGGAAAUAUUCAUAUGUUUUCAAACGUGACAGAUGACACCCACUAUUAUCGCCGGUGGCACCGACAUGAGAGGAUGCAGACACAAAAGGAAGAGGAGGAAGAUAAACCUCAGACUACAUAUUCUGCAUUCAUUCAGUUACUUCCAGUUCUGGUGAUUGUGAUUAUAUCUGUCAUUACUCAGCUACUAGCUACUAAUCCCCCAUAUAGUCUAUUCUAUAAAUCGACCUUGGGCUACACCAUUUCUAGAGAAACCCAGAACAUGCAGGUGCCUUACUUUGUGGAUAAAAACUUUGACAAGGCCUACAGGGGAGCAUCUCUGCGUGACCUGGAGAAGACGAUAGAGAAGGAUUACAUUGACUACAUCCAGACAAGUUGUUGGAAGGAGAAACAACAAAAGUCGGAGUUGACAAAUUUGGCAGGAUUAUACAGAGAUGAACGAUUGAAACAGAAAGCAGAGUCGCUGAAACUUGAAAACUGUGAAAAACUUUCCAAACUUAUUGGCCUGCGCAGAGGUGGCUGAGAGGAUGGUAGUCCUGUGCAGGGUUGGGGUUUUGCUACUUGUUACUAUUUAUGUUCCUAAUUCCAUUUUAUAAUACAAAAUUAGGAAAUGACGAACAUUUUACAAUUUGCUAAUGUUGUUUGGUGGGCAGAGUUGAAGGCGCUUGAGCAUGGAGCCAGACUUGUCAUCAGAGGAUCCUUCCUGGGGAUUAGCUCCGGGGGCCAGGAACAGUUCAUCUAAACUGAAUUAAUGGCAAAGCAUUUGAUUCAGCCCCCCUGUUCCAUGCCCACCGUGCCUCGAAGAAUGUAGUUCAGGGCAUCCCACAGCAGAUUCAUGUUUUCUUCCUUCUUCCCUUCUCCAGUGAAGUCUCAAUACCCAGUCAUUCCUAGGCGUAGCCAAAGCAGCUUAACAUUAGUUGUUUACAAUGUGCACCAAGAAUUACAUCUCUCCCUUAUUAGAGUCAUCAUCUCCCCUAGAAUUCAGCCUUUGGAACAUGCUGCUAGUCAGCUUUCUAUUUUCUAAGGGGAAUGUGGUGAAAGGUAAACUAUUGUAGUCAAUAGUUUUCUAUUUGCCUAAUCUCUGUUCAGAGUUACUAGCAUUAACAAACUGCCUGAUUUGAGUUUCUUUUACUUCCUUAACCCUCUCUCUUAUAGAGGGUCCAGAAAUUAAAAGCUAUUGAGUGAAACAGUUCAAUGGACAACUCAGCAGCAGGAAGCAGGGGCCGGGGUGAAGACAAAAUGCAAGACUGAGUCUCAGCUUCUCAGUACAGGUUUCCAGUCCAUCAUAGAACCCAGAGAAUGUUCUUUUUGUCAUUUCCCCUUGCAGCAUCACACUUGAGCUGAGUCCCUACACCCCACAGAGGUACAGUGGUCAGACUUAAGAGGAGGCAUUGCCAGCCAAGUGGGCUAUUUGCUCAAGCUUAGAGAUAGAAGAGAAAGACUCUCUUUCCGUGGCUAUGGGGGUCUGGUCUUGGCCCCAGCAGUCACUUUGUUUAACCCAGUGCCCUGUAGUUUGUGAUACAAGAUGCUUUUCCACGUAGUCAACAUCUAUUAAGUGCCUCGUAUGAAGCAGGGACUCUCACAUAUAUUUUCUUACUUUAGCCUCCUCACAACUCUGUAAAGUAGACAUGUUAUCCCUGUUUUUAUGAAUGAGAACUUUGGCCCAGAGAGGAUGAAUGGUUGACCUGGGUCGCACAACUGGUAGUGGCAGACCUAGAUGGUAGGCUGAUUAUCAAGUAGAAAGUGUGAGAUCAUCCCAUUUCUCAGGUGAUUCUAGUCAGAUUGAUAAAGCAGGAUCUUUCCCAAGGAUGUCCCUGUCCCCCCUGACCCUGUGACCCUGUAUCCUUUCAAUGGCAGUCCUGCAUCCACUCAGGACGUCUUCCCCCUGGUCUUUAGGAAGGAAGACCCUCUCUACACCAAUUCUGUAUACAAAACAAGAGGUUCCUCAAAGGCAAGCAGCCCUUCCCACUGGCGACAAAGAAGUGGUAAGUUGUUGCCUGGGCUACAUGAUUCUGGGCCUUCAUGCGAAGGCAAGCUACCAGGAUCGAGCUGUCUUGAGUAUCAUGAACCUGAACCUGGAAGGAUUAGCAGGGGACUGUAGUCUACCCUCUAUGUUUUCUUCAGGAUAGAAGAAAAGUUCCUGUUGGAAGGAAAGUCUACCUUAAAACUGAUUCCCAAAGUAGAGUUUCUCCUUUCAGAUGCAUAGCUACGAUUUUGGCAGACAUGUCUAGCAUGGUUCAACAUGUGGGCUUUCCAUAGGGUUAGGAGAUGGGUCCAGAGGUAAAGAGUGGAGCUUUGGUGGCUGUAGGAAACAACUGCCUAGCUGUGUGGAGGAGGGGAAGCUCCAGAGAUGGCCAGAUUUUGCUGCCCAAGUAAGUUUAUCCUCCUGGUUUUCGGGGGCUUCCUUGAUCCCCUGUGAGUGACUAAGAGGAUUUAGUCUAUAAAAUGUGCCUGUGAGCCAAGCAGGCUUAUGGGAAGUUUUCCUAUACACACAAAAAUCAAAGCUCUCCUCUUCCCAACACCAACCUCUGCUAGAAAAUGGGCCAUAAUUAAAUUGGCUUGACAGCUUAAAAGACCCAGCUCUAGAAACCCAUGAAUAGCGUAGUCACACAUUUUAUGGAUUUCAAGGCAGAGAUGAGUUAUCUGUGAUGAUACUAAAUAGAGGCAAUGCUAACCAACUCCAUUAAAUGUCAAGUCUAUUGUGUGUGUUUAUAGCAUUGAUGGUACUGUUUUAUUUAUUACCUAAUAGACCACAACACUCACAUCUGGUUUUCCUCCAGGGAAUGGUAUUUGCUUUUGGUUGAAGGAUAGUUUAUUUGGUACAGUCCAGAAUAUUGUUAAACUAUAAUUUCCUGGGUUAUAUUUUAGAUGGAUUGUCUGCAUGGUGGUAAAAUAAGCGUUUUCCUCUUGGCUACAUUCUUUGGAGGGUUUCCUGACCAUAUAUAAACUCUUUAGGUAAGGCUUAUUCUUGCUGUCAGACUUGGCGUGCAGCUCUAGACCAUUUCUGUGAGCAUUAAUGCAGAUUGGAGACGUGUGAUAGGAGUGGGGCUAAGAACUAGGGCUUGAGGCUCAAGCAGAAACUAAGCUCGCAUUCAUUAGAAGGAAAGUGCUCUGUGCACUGCAUGAUCAGCAGUGAGGAGGGGAAGAUGAAAAUCCUUCUCACCACAAACAACACUGCAGCUUGAAGGAAUCUGUGUCCCCAGAUUAGUAACAUUGGGGUUCAUCUGCUCAAACCAGAAAACUUCUGAACUUCCUUGAUCAGGCUUAACAGCUUGGGAGAAGUGACCAAUAAGAAAAUGCCAUUGCUAUGCUUUCUGUUGGAAACUAUUAGAAAUUAACACUGAACUCCAAACCCCACUGGAACAUGGAAUCCAGCAGCCUGGCCAAGCUAUGUGUUAUUCUCAUUUUCGUCCUCACACUCAGGACUGGCUUUGUGAGGAGGCACUGUUGGAUUCCAGAAGCUUUCUGUUACAAGUGGCCACACACACAAGUUCAUUGUCUCUGCAUGCACUCUUCCUCACAGGAACUGGCACUUAAUUAGUAUUUAUUUUGGAUUUAUUUAAGAUGUAAGCUUAGUGUCCUACUAUGUGUAUUUUUGGAAAGGGCCAAGUUACUACACAGCUUAUUUUUUGAGCUUGCCAUCAUUGAUACCUCGUGCAGUGACCACCAAGUAACUAUAUACCCAUGUGUUAGAUAUUGAUUACAUGAUUUGCAUCACACUCAGUAUUUAGAAUUAAAGAUGUGAAUGUUCUCUGACCAGAGCCAGGUUUUACACAAAUGGAAUCAACUCCUGGUGGAGUAUGAAUCCUGAAAAUCUGGUCACCUGAUCCACUGCAUCUGGAUUGAGUGUAUUUUAACAGAGAAGGAAAUUAAACGAUUUUGUAUAAAAAGAA
Ceratotherium simum simum (southern white rhinoceros) is the source of this 4526-nucleotide messenger RNA. RefSeq names its product DnaJ heat shock protein family (Hsp40) member C18 (gene DNAJC18). Gene Ontology annotation, molecular function: Hsp70 protein binding. Lineage: Eukaryota; Metazoa; Chordata; Mammalia; Perissodactyla; Rhinocerotidae. The record is from RefSeq and is a predicted model, not a curated record. Gene Ontology annotation, biological process: cellular response to misfolded protein. Gene Ontology annotation, cellular component: endoplasmic reticulum membrane.